CCGCGGUGGGAGUUGAGCGCGCAGGGAAGCGGGACAUGCCGAGAGGAGACGCGGCUGCUGCAGGCUCUGUGUCCCGCCGCCGCCUCUAGCUUCAUCCCGCUGUAUCCGGAGUGGAACCAGGCGCCAGAAUUAAAAUGAUCUCUGAAGCUGAAAACUUCCUCACACUUGCUGGGAUCUUGAUCACUGCAGUGUCCUGUGAAGCCAUUGGACCUCCGUGGGUGAGUAACGUGGUGGAGGAGAAGCAGAUUGCACAGCUGGGUCGUAAUGUCCGCCUGCCAUGCCCUGUCGAAGGCAACCCUCCGCCCCUGCUGCUCUGGACGAAGGACGGACGAAACGUCAAUGCUGGCUGGAGCCGUUACCGUGUUCUGCACCACGGCCUCAAGAUCAAGAACGUGGAAGCCAAAGACGCCGGGGUCUACGUGUGCCAGGCAGCCAAUGGCUUCGGCAGCGUGUCUCUCAACUUCACCCUCACUGUCAUUGACAAUGCUGAGCCUCCUACCAAACCUCCUCCAAUCGCAGAGGAACCCUGCCUCAAAUCAGCACCAGUAGAUCAAGCCGGGCAGCCAUUAAAGCCACGCUUCAGCCAGCCCAUGAAGAUGCGCAGACGUUUUCGGGAACAGCCCGUAGGCAGCUCAGUGCGGCUAAACUGUGUGGCCACCGGAAACCCUCCGCCAUGCAUCACGUGGUGGAAGGACCAGGAGCAGCUUCCCGCUCCCACUCGGGCCAAACGACCACAGUGGACUCUCACUCUGAAGAAUCUGCAGCCACAGGACAGCGCCCGCUACACCUGCCGUGUCUUCAACACCGCUGGGCACAUCAACGCCACCUAUACGGUGGAGGUUAUUGAGCGUACAAGCUCCAAACCCAUGUUGACUGGAAGCCACCCUCUGAACACCACAGUGGAGCUUGGUGGCACAGCCUUAUUCCAGUGUAAAGUCCACAGCGAUGUGAAGCCUGUGAUCCAGUGGCUGAAGCGGCUCGAGCCGGGCACGGAGCGACGCUACAACGCCACACUGGAGGUUGGGGGUCAGCACUUCAUGGUAUUGCGCACCAAAGAUGCGUGGCCUAGGCCUGACGGCUCAUACCUCAACAAACUGGCCAUUGUCAAAGCCCGAGACGAGGAUGCUGGCAUGUACAUCUGCCUCGGUGCAAACUCUAUGGGCUACAGCUUCCGCAGUGCCUACCUCAAUGUUCUCUCAGAUCCCCAGGUGGAGAAGCCGGUCUCCCCAGCCCACCUGAGUUCUGGUCUUCCAUGGCCUCUGAUCAUCGGCAUCCCAGCGGCAGCUCUGCUCAUGGUUGGCACGAUCGUGUUGUGGUUGUGCCAUAGUCGCCUCCGUCAUGGCCCCUUACCCCGUCGGUCUGCACCCUACCGAGAGCGCCACGGCCCUGAUAAAGACCCCAGCAUCCCCAGAAGUGGGAGCCCUGACUUCCCAACCCACAGACUUAUGGGAAUGGGAUCCCCGGGCUUUGGUGGGCCUGCAAAAACUUACUCUAAGGUUUACACGGACAUGCAUACCCACACCCAUACGCACACACACUCGCAUGCUCAUGUGGAAGGGAAAGUGCACCAGCAUUUCCACUACCAGCGCUAAAAGGCUAAGCUCUGCCUCAAAUGUUAAGCUAACAAAGCUUAUGCUGCUAGCCUGCUUUACAUGGACAGUGGGUCUUCUGUUUAGGUCAGGAAGCUGGAUCUGAACUGCGUUACCCUUGAGCACUGACAGGAAUGUUAAAGGAAAGAAAGAACCAGCCAAUCGUGGAACAGUGUUCAUGCCAUAGAUGUUCUGGUGGACCGCGUUCACCUUGAAAAUUCUCAGGGCAGGAAGAGUCUUGUGUGUGUUUUUAAUGGACCCAAAUCAGAUUGUUUUGUAUUAAAAGGGUCAGAACUAUAAUUCAUUGCAGAUUUGAAACUGAACAAGGUCCUGGAGACCAAAAGUAAAGCCAAGACACUGACUGUACUGACUGUAGCCCACCUCCGAAAUCUGUUCACCAAUGGAAAGGGACCACAAGCUCAAUGCUGACCAGACAUUAUUUGGGUGGUGGUUCAUUCUCAGCUGUGACACUGACAUGGUAGUCUGAGUGGUUCUGGUAUGGGUGUAUGAAGCAUAGCAAUGUUACUAGGAUUUUAAAAACCUCACACAUGGGUGAGAACCAGUCCACCAACCAAAACUCUGCAGCCAACAGCAGUAUAUGGUCAGAAACUGAUGAAGCACGGAUGACUAAAAAAAUUUAGGACCCUUAAGGUUUCUCCAGAGGUUCCUCCGGUGGAAUCAUUAAAGUUUCCAUGUAGAACCAUAAAACAAUGUGCUUCCCCAUCAGAAAGGUUGUGUUUUCCAAACUGAAUGUUUUUUUAAGCCUAGAAUCACUGUCUUGGUACUUGGUUAAUACUUAGGAAAAAAUUGAGGGGUUGUUUAAAAGUCUGUUGGAUUAUUAAGGGUUCUUAGCCUCCCAAUAAACCUUUCCUGAGAGAAGUUUGGUGGGUUCUACAUGUAACAUUUUCAUGUAACAUGUCAGCCAUUUAAAAUUUAACUGAACUAUCUUGGUACUUGGUACAUUCUUAGGAAAAUGGUUGUUGAAAUGUUUUUAAGGGUUCAUUUGAUAAGUAAGUAUUCUUGCUAUUCUAAAAGGCUUCUACUUGAAAUCAUUUCUAAAAGGGGAAACACUUUGUUGUAUAGUUCUACAUAGAACCUUAUCAUAAUAUUACCUGGAACCUGUCAAACAUUUAAAAAUUAUUCUUGGUAGUUGGUACACUAAAAAAUGGUCCUUGAAGGGUUGUUUAGGGGUUCUUAACCUACUAAAGGGGUUGCACUUGAAACCCUUUCUGAAUGGGAGACACAGUGUUGGAGGGUUCUACAUAGAGCUUCCAAAGGUUCUCCUAGAGGGACAAAUGAAGAACCCUUACAGAUACACCACACUGUACAUAGAAAAACAUGAACUAAAGUCUUUACCAGUAAACCCACAAGGUGACCGACAAGGUAGAACUCUCCCUGAUACAGUCAUACAACAAACCACACAAACACACACACACUACCAUGUUCAGUGUCACAGCAAUAAGAAUGAACCCAUGCUUAGAGAUAUCGGAUCAGUGGGGGUUCUCCAGUGGUUCCUUUCCCAUGAUAGAUGGUGUAGAGGGGAACAGAUUAAUGCAUAGCAAACAGAUGGACUACAUUCAGUAUACAAUGAGAAUACAGAGCACAGUAUUGGAAUAUGUGAGUGUCUAUGAAAAGCUGAUAAGGAUGAGCAGUUCUGUUUACAAUGUGUACUUUUAUUUGAAUAAGAGCGCAUCAGAAACCCAUACUGUGGAUUUUUUGCAAUUUCCUGUUGUUUGCUUUUAAAUGUGAUUCAUUUGUGAAGACUGAAUAUCUGGGUAAAGAAACAGAAAACAGAAUGGGAGAUUUUUUUUUAAAGUUGCUUCUUCUUGUGUUUGUUUUUCUGUUCUGAUCUAUUUUUUCCAGUAUGUAUUUGUCUGACUAUAUGCAGUAUUAAUAUUGUUUUUCCUGUCCAGAAUAUGCAAAAAUCAGAGAAUAAUCUUAAAGCCAUACAAUGCAUUUACUUGCAAUAUUUGCAAAAUUUUGUUUUGUAUCUAAGACAUUUUUUCUUAAAUAAAAUUACUUUUUUUGACAAUCUAGCGGUGAGAUAAUCAUGUUUAUGUAUUACAAUAUUGAGAUAAAUGUACACUUUGGCCUUCUUUGCUCUAUGGACGCUGCGAUUUUACUGUGGUGCUGAUGUAAGCAUAUUUUAAUAGUAUUUUUGUAAUAAACAAAUGAUGUUGGUCUGUGUAUUGCAUCCAUUUGUUUUUGUUGUUGUUUCAAAAUGAAAAAAAUGCAAAUGAGAUGUUACUUUUUUUUGGCCUUAAAACAAUAAAUAUUACCAAAAGUUAUCCUGUAA
Pangasianodon hypophthalmus (striped catfish) is the source of this 3885-nucleotide messenger RNA. RefSeq names its product fibroblast growth factor receptor like 1b (gene fgfrl1b). The transcript is spliced from 7 exons. Gene Ontology annotation, molecular function: fibroblast growth factor receptor activity; fibroblast growth factor binding. NCBI's taxonomy places the organism in Eukaryota, Metazoa, Chordata, Actinopteri, Siluriformes, Pangasiidae. The record is from RefSeq and is a predicted model, not a curated record. Gene Ontology annotation, cellular component: plasma membrane. The coding region runs from base 135 to 1592 and encodes 485 amino acids.